AUGCCGCCCACAAGGAAGCGCCCUGCCCCCUCGACCGAAAACCCUACCGAAGCAGCGGCACCAUCUCAAGCACCCAAGCGGCGUCGCGCCUCGCAAGCGUCUUCGAGGAGCAACCCCGCCACUUCAGGAAACCGCCAGAACUCUCGCUACCAGGCCGUCUUUGACGACGACGACGACGACGACGACGAUAUUUUCGGAGACCGCAAAGCGAAGAAGAAGCAGGACCAAGAGGAUGACGAGGAUGUCAUAGAUUUGGCCAGCUUAGACGAAAUCCCCGAGUCGCAGCGGGUGCCCAAAGAGGACAAACGCAUCAAGCUCAGCAAGUUUCAAUGUGCGAUCUGUAUGGACUCUGGCACAGGCUUGGUCGUUACACACUGUGGCCACAUGUUUUGUUCCGAAUGUCUGCAGUCCGCCCUUGAUAUGGAAGCGACGAACAAGAAAUGCCCCAUCUGCCGCCAGAAAAUCGACCAAAAGGAUCGCAGCGCCUACAACUCCAAGACCAAAGGGUUCUGGCACUUAGAGCUCAAGUGCAUGACGGCUCGGAAGCUGGCCAAGCAGCCGUCGCGUUGA
This is a messenger RNA of Sodiomyces alkalinus F11, 570 nucleotides long. RefSeq lists its product as hypothetical. Bases 1 to 570 code for a protein of 189 amino acids. The transcript has 2 exons. The record is from RefSeq and is a predicted model, not a curated record. NCBI's taxonomy places the organism in Eukaryota, Fungi, Ascomycota, Sordariomycetes, Glomerellales, Plectosphaerellaceae.